Messenger RNA from Maylandia zebra (zebra mbuna), 2819 nucleotides. RefSeq names its product carbohydrate (N-acetylglucosamine-6-O) sulfotransferase 2b (gene chst2b). Gene Ontology annotation, molecular function: N-acetylglucosamine 6-O-sulfotransferase activity. NCBI's taxonomy places the organism in Eukaryota, Metazoa, Chordata, Actinopteri, Cichliformes, Cichlidae. Gene Ontology annotation, cellular component: Golgi membrane. Gene Ontology annotation, biological process: N-acetylglucosamine metabolic process; sulfur compound metabolic process; carbohydrate metabolic process. The record is from RefSeq and is a predicted model, not a curated record.
CGGAGGGCGGGUCUUGGUCCUGCUAUUCAGAUUGAAUCGGCCCAGUUUGUAUUAGUUGGACGAGCAGAAGAACGAGACGGAGAAACGUGUAAGAGCCCUAACUGCGGAUAAAAGCGUUUCUCUGCUCCAUCAUGGCAGCUGCGGAGUAAUUUAGAGGAUCCGGCCCGUCGCGCGGAAUCGUGACCGACGCCCGAAUCCACCGCAUUUCUGAGGAUGUUCCAGCUGGUAACUGCGCGAGGAUGCUUCCGCUGAACGUGCUCAAACUGGGCGUCUGUUACAAUGCUGAAGGCUUCUUGGUUUUUGUUUUGAACGCGGGCCAAACACAGAAUCACUGCAAAGCCUGAUAUGGACAACUUUAACGCUCCUCUCUUCUGCCAUUUCUAUGACGAACAUUGCGCAGUGCAGUGAAAAAGCUAUAUCGUUUAGUGGCUGUCGAACUGGUGCCGAAUACAUUACCUAAUUCAUCUGGGUGUUAAUUCCCGGUGCAGCCCAUAAACACACUACCGAGCGUGUUGGUGCACAGUCAAUGUAAGGAGCUUCGUCCAGCGGUGAGAGCCACUCUCCGAGGGUACAGAUGCGAGGCAAACAAUAUCAUCAACCACUGAAGUUGACAGCGCCUUGGGAGAAGGAUGCAGGCUUUGGAAGGAAGCUUAAAACAUACAGGAAUCAUACCAAGAUAAUAGCACAGCCUGGGAUCGUGAUGAAAGUGCUACGCAGGAAGAGGAUUGUGUUAUUUAUGGCCUAUUUGUUACUGCUCGUGCUCACUAUGCUUAACUUGGCUAAUUAUAAAUGGACUAAGGAGCCGCAGCAGUGUAAUCAUCAGAUGAGGAGCACCACUUAUCAGAGCAGAUCUGACAUUCGCUUCCUGUACAGACCCUCGCUGGCUAAGAAGAGGCAGCUUAUCUAUGUGCUGACCACCUGGAGGUCAGGCUCUUCCUUUUUUGGGGAGCUGUUUAAUCAAAAUGCAGAUGUGUUCUUCUUGUAUGAGCCAAUGUGGCACAUCUGGCAGAAACUGUACCCCGGUGAUGCCGUGUCAUUGCAAGGGGCGGCCAGGGACAUGCUUAGCUCCUUAUACCGCUGUGAUCUGUCUGUUUUCCAACUUUACAACAGCCCGGGAGGUAAGAAUUUCACCUCCCUCGGACUGUUUGGGGCCACCCUCAAUAAAGUGGUGUGCUCAUAUCCCCUCUGCUCAGCCUAUAGGAAGGAGGUGGUGGGGAUGGUGGAUGAUAAGGUGUGUAAAAAGUGUCCCCCUCAAAGCCUUAGACUGUUGGAGGAAGAGUGCCUGAAAUAUAGCACCAUAGUCAUUAAAGGGGUCCGCAUAUUGGAUGUAAAUGUGCUGGCCCCGCUCAUGGAGGAUCCGUCCUUGGAUUUGAAGGUGAUACACUUGGUUAGAGACCCACGGGCAGUAGCCAACUCCAGGAUCAAAUCCAGACACGGCCUGAUACGGGAGAAUUUACAGGUGGUCCGCAGCAGAGACCCCAAACUUCGGCGGAUACCUUUCGUGGACCCCGGGCACAAAGCUAACAAGAAGGAUGGCUCAGACUACCACUCCAUUGGAGCCAUGGAGGUGAUCUGCGACCGUACCUCCAGGACUUUGAGGACUGCCUUAAAUCCACCCAGCUGGCUGAAGGGGAAGUACAUGGCCGUACGUUACGAAGACCUGGUCGAAAACCCAGUUAAGACCCUGAGGAGCGUCUACCGCUUUGCCAACCUCACUACCAACCAUGACAUUGAGAUGUUUGCUUUGAACAUGACCAGUGGCUCCAGUUCCUCAUCUAAGCCAUUUAUAGUCUCCUCCAGGAAUGCCACACAAGCUGCAAGUGCAUGGAGAACAGUGCUCAGCAUCCAACAGAUCAAACAAGUGGAAGACUACUGCCACCACUCCAUGUCAGUUCUAGGUUACGAGAGAGUGAGAACAGCCGGGGAGGCCAAGGACUUGAGCAAAUCACUACUGACACACUCCAGACUGUGAAAACAUCCUCACCACCAAAGACCAUUUAAUUUAAUGUUAAUUUUGCAUAGAGUGCCAUUUCCUUAUUUUGUGGAAAUAAAGCUUUACUUUAAGUCCAUGUUCCUGGAUCUACAUCGGCCGCAUUUGGAAUGUACCGUCAGUCGAGCAAUUGCAGCUCCGUUGAAAAGGACCACUUCUUUUUUACCGGAACACCAGACGGGACCUUAGACCUCGACACUGCAACGUCUAAGAACAAUUGACUCAAAGCUGCAACUUUCAGAGGAAAAAAAAAAAGGAAAAAGAAGCUACUGUAUAAUUCAUGUAUCUUGUUAUGAUGACACUUCAAAGUGGAUGUUUUGGGGAUAUUUUUUGAAUGUUCAAAAGAAAAAAAAUCUGUUUUCCAGUCUUCAUACUGUCUGUAAAAGUGAAACUAGUUAAAGGAAGGGUUAAAAAAUCCAACUGAUUAAAAAAGAAGAAAAAAAGAAGUUGACUGCUAAUGUUAAUAUUUGAGACGUGUCAGAGACAAUCACUGGAUUGGAUUCUUGUGCCAUAGGUAGAGGUGUGAUCAGAACAGCAGUAGUGCUACGGCUAGAUUUUACAAAAAGGGGGAUGUUUUGAUUUGGGUUUUUCUUACAUUUUAUUAUUAUUAUUAUUUUUUGUCGUCACAUCCUGACAGGAUGAUAUCAUACACUGUGGACAAUGUCAUAGCUCCAGAUUUGGAAAAGUCUCUCUGUUGGUGUCAGCAGUCUGCUUGUUCUACCAUUUCCAAUGUUUACAAUUGCUUGCUCUUAUAAAAAAAAACACAUCUGGGAAUAUUGCAUUGAGUAAAGUUCAUAGUUAACAAUACAGUUUAUGCAUUUGUGUUGAA